Fusarium graminearum PH-1 is the source of this 823-nucleotide messenger RNA. RefSeq lists its product as uncharacterized. NCBI's taxonomy places the organism in Eukaryota, Fungi, Ascomycota, Sordariomycetes, Hypocreales, Nectriaceae. The transcript is spliced from 3 exons. Bases 40 to 675 code for a protein of 211 amino acids. The record is from RefSeq and is a predicted model, not a curated record.
UCUCAAUUAAACGACUUCAACAAUAACGACAUCGCAACCAUGAGCGGCCCUAUUAGCAUCGGUUCCGAGUCUGAAUGGAGUAGCCUCCUCGCAGGUACUAAUGUUGUCAUCGCAGAUUUCUAUGCCGACUGGUGCGGCCCUUGCAAGAUGAUCGCGCCCACAUUCGAAGCCCUCGCCAAAGAACACUCGAGCCCGAAAAAGGUGGCAUUUGCCAAGAUCAACGUCGAUAGUCAAUCCGGUAUUGCGCGAGCUCAAGGCGUCUCCGCCAUGCCCACCUUUAAGAUCUUCCAGAACGGCGCCUGUAUCGAGACCAUCAAAGGCGCAAACCCACCCGCGCUCACAGCGGCUAUCAAGAACGCUGUGAAGCUCGGUGGUCCCGUCACUGGCGACGUAUUCAAGACUCCUGGGCGAACACUGGGUGGCGAUGCGCGAUCGGCUCCGUUGUCGAAGAGGUGGAACUUGAAGGGCAUCUUUGAUGCUUUGAUAGCUUUCUUUGGACUAUAUUUUGUGUCAUUACUCUCGUUUGAUCCCUACAAGUCAGCCGAGAAGAGUCCAUUCAACGUCCAUCGAAAACCAACAUCCGGAAGCAGCGGUAGCUUUGGUCAGGGACCUGGAGGUGCUAGAGCCCCUCCGCGCUCUUCUUUCAAGACGCUGGCGGAUCUUGGUGGCGAUUAAAUAGCUUGUGUAGGGUAUUCGUAUGGCGUUUACUAAGGGUUCAGGGAUUUAUUUGGGCGUAGCUAUACACUUUUGCUAAGCGUAGCUAUUCCACAGCUAUAGAAUAUCAUUUCCAUUUUUACUACGUAUAAUCUGAUCUUAUUCUUCA